Messenger RNA from Papilio polytes (common Mormon), 802 nucleotides. It is a transcript of the gene RpLP0, whose product is annotated as 60S acidic ribosomal protein P0. The record is from RefSeq and is a predicted model, not a curated record. NCBI's taxonomy places the organism in Eukaryota, Metazoa, Arthropoda, Insecta, Lepidoptera, Papilionidae. Gene Ontology annotation, biological process: ribosomal large subunit assembly; ribosome biogenesis; cytoplasmic translation. Gene Ontology annotation, molecular function: large ribosomal subunit rRNA binding; structural constituent of ribosome. Gene Ontology annotation, cellular component: cytosolic large ribosomal subunit.
UUGCCAUACAAAAAAAUAACUAAAACGGUCUGACAUUGCGCGUCCAACACUAGAUCUGUCUUUGUGUCUCACGAACGCACAAGUUCUGUGCGUUUUUGUGUUUGGUCUUGUCCUUAAAUUUCUCCGAAGUCCCUACUUCACUCAUCAAGAUGGGUAGGGAGGACAAGGCUACUUGGAAGACUAACUACUUCACCAAAAUCAUCCAACUCUUAGACGAGUAUCCAAAAUGCUUCUUAGUGGGAGCAGACAACGUGGGUUCGACCCAAAUGCAGCAGAUUCGUAUCUCUCUGCGCGGGCACAGCAUCGUGCUAAUGGGCAAGAAUACGAUGAUGCGUAAAGCUAUCAAGGACCACCUGGAUAACAACCCUGCUCUUGAGAAGCUUUUGCCACACAUCAAGGGAAAUGUCGGUUUUGUGUUCACCCGCGGAGACUUGGUGGAAGUGCGUGAUAAACUUCUGGAGAACAAGGUGCGUGCGCCCGCCCGCCCCGGCGCCAUCGCGCCGCUCUCCGUAGUUAUCCCUGCACACAACACCGGUCUUGGCCCUGAGAAGACUUCCUUCUUCCAGGCCCUUUCCAUCCCCACCAAGAUUUCCAAGGGUACAAUUGAAAUCAUCAACGAUGUGCACAUCCUGAAGCCUGGAGACAAGGUGGGCGCCUCCGAGGCCACACUACUCAACAUGUUGAACAUCUCCCCCUUCUCGUAUGGUCUGGUUGUCAAACAGGUGUAUGACUCUGGCACGAUCUUCGCGCCGGCCAUCCUGGACAUAAAGCCUGAGGACCUGCGCGCCAAGUUCAUGGAGGG